Molecule: messenger RNA, 7404 nt
Organism: Asterias rubens (European starfish)
Lineage: Eukaryota; Metazoa; Echinodermata; Asteroidea; Forcipulatida; Asteriidae
Exons: 37
Coding region: 616-7152 (2178 amino acids)
Cellular component (GO): cell surface
Molecular function (GO): heparin binding
Source: RefSeq, a predicted model, not a curated record
CUGGGGUAACUUACGUGCGUUGAUAGUUUUUAAAACACCACAAAGGACCCACUGGGGACAGCUGUUUUUGCCCAUCCGAACGAUGAAGACAUGGUUUAAAGGGCAAACAGAAGCAAAAGGAACGGCAGCCACAGACAGAAGCAAACGAGCUACUACAAUCAGGGCGUUAUUAAAGAUCGUGGCACAGGAGCUAACAGUAGUCAUCUGUUUUACGUCCAGAGAACAUGUUUAGUUUCUAGAUCCCAUCGUGUUCCUUUUCGUUUCUACAGAUCCAACAUCGGGAAGAGUAAGUUCUUAGAUAUUUACUUACGAUGUUAAACAGGUUGGUUGAACUAACCAGUUUAAUUUGUUUAAACUUCAGACAAAUUGAAAGUGCGUUAUUUCUGCAAAUGGUAGUUCCUCUCUAUGACUAAAUGAACCCAAAACUCAAUUUCAAGAUUUCAAUCAUACAUUACCAUUUUGCUACUUUAUUUAUAACAAUGAUUUGUUCAUUAAAAAAAUAAGUUCAUCUGAUAGAUCGUCAAUAGUUAUUGCAUUUCAUGAACUCUCAAACCUGAACUAUGUUAAAUCUGAACUCUUUACAUUUGUCAUUUUGAUAGAUUUUCUCCACCCACAAUGAAGCCCCCAUCUAUAACCCUGAUAAUCUUGCUUAGUAUUUCUGCUUUGCCUGGGACAAGAGGAGUUUUUUCAGCUGCAACUCAACCUCAUCACAGAGGUGUACCCGUCAGACAACCUUCACUUAUAGAUAACAUCCGCAAAGACCUAUUCCCAGCUGCAACCAAAGUUGAUGUUAUGGAAAAAACACAACAAAUUAUUGAUCAGAUGCUGCAGCAGAAACUUCAGAGAACAAAAGAAAUGUACAAAUUGGAAGAAACACCAUCUCGGAAAAGAAGAUCUAUUUCUUCCAGCUUGAGUGAGGCAUAUAUUGAGUACUAUCAGUUAAUUGAUGUACAGGGCUUAGAUCAUCUGACAAUUCCUGAUUGUAUCGACAUCGCUUACUUCACUCAUAAUGAUCAUCAUUACAUAGUAGCAGCCUCGGUCAACUCCACUCACGAACAGACAUUCCUGUACCAUUAUCAUAAUGAAGAAGCUAAUUUAUUGCAGACUCUGGACACAGCUGACGUACAAGACUUGACAAUCUUCCAAAUAGAAGAGAAAACUAUUCUGAUUGUUAUGGAGAGCAAUUCAGAUACUACUGGUAUACCGACUGGAACAGUGGUAUACCAGUUUGAUAAUUCAACUCAAAACUUUGGGUACAUCCAAAGAAUCACAACGACUGAUCCAACCAAGCCAGAAGCCUUCUUUACUGAAGAUACUGCUUAUGUCAUUUUUGCCGGUGCUUUUGUUGAAACUGUUACUGAAGGAUUUGAGCACAAAUUAUCAGCAUUGUACAAAUGGGAAGGAGGUCAUUUGGAUAUGAUUUCAACCUUCAUCACAGGAGACGCAGUUGAUGUAUUUCCCUUUACAGUGUUUAGUCAAAUCUUUGUUGGUCUGGCUAAUCGCUCAGAUUCCCAUCUUCUACACUUUAAUCCUCAUCUGGAAGUCUUUGAAAGAUAUCAGGAUAUUAGUGUGAGUGAAGCAGUAGAUUGGGAACACUUCUACCUGGGACAAUCUAGAGAACAGGAUCAUUUCUUGGCUGUAGCAAGUGGGUUAGCUGGUGCAAGCCAAUCCAUUAUCUACAAGUACUUCCACAAUGAGUUCGUUCCAUUUCAAGCCAUAGUCACAACUGGUGCCCAUCAAUGGCAUGCCAUUACUAAUCCAAGUGGUACCUUGCGUACCCUAGCCUUAGCCAGUGACAGCGGAAUCAGUUUCUAUGUUUAUAAUGGAUGGAUAUUUGAGGAGUCUUCUGUAUCUAUCGCUAGUUCCUUCAAUCCAGGAAGAAUCCACAGUUUCAUCUCAUUCAUAGACGGGGAUCAGAUGCUUCUAGGUCUAGCUGAUAAUUCUACCUACAAUGCUAAUAUCAUUAAGUUGAAUUUCACCGUGAAUUCUCCAGUGGAAGAUUUACAUGAAGCUGUUAAUGCAUCAUGCCUCAAGUUAAAAGAAAAAAUUGCGAGUUUGGCUGCUGAACUGAAUGGAACUGUGGAGAAUUCCACUAAUCUUGUUUACAUCAACUCUACAGAGGUGCAGUAUAUUACCGGCAACAAGACGUUCAAGAAUAAUGUGACUGUUAAUACGCUAGUGGCCAGAAGCAUUGAUACUCAAAAGGGACUGAUUUUAGAUGAUGGAGAAAAAGCGGAGCUUGCUGACAUUGUAUCAAACCAGACACAGAUGUUAGCUUCUCUCAAAGCCAUGGAAGAUAAACUCAAAGGAGCAGUCAGGAAAACUGGUCCUGUGCAAAUCAUUACAGGUCGUAAAACAUUUCUUGAAUUAGAUGUAUCUGUCCUUGAAGCUGAGACUGUAACUACAGGGAGUGAUAUCAUCAAUACAGAUGUGAAUCUAACUGAUUUGACGACUAACACAUGGUACAAAGACAGAGAUCAGGUUGUGAAUGUUGGAUUUAGUAUAGCUGGUAACCUGACUGUGGUAGAAGACCUGGCAAUAUCAGGAACACUAGAUUCUAUUCAGACAUCAUCAAUAGUAACACUCACUGGUAAUCAUACAAUUACAGGCAGUAAACACUUCCAAGCAUCACUUCAAGUCAAAGGUAAUCUAGAUGCGAUGCAAUCCAUUGAUGGAGUCAGGGUAUCUGAGGAUAAUCUUCUUUUGACGUAUGGGGCACAGACUAUCCAGACUGAUCUGAAUGUAACUGGAUAUGUUACCUUUAGCAAUGAUGUGGAAGUGGAUGGGCUGGUAGAUGGCUGUGAUGUAUCAGCUCUAUAUCAAGAUGCUGUGUUGACUAUUGGUGAUUUCAAUAUAACAGGAAACAAGACAUUUACCGGUGAUUUAGUACCUGAGCAAGGUGUUUUAAUGGGGGAGGAACGGACCAUAGAUGGAGUGGAUAUAUCGGUCUUAAAUCAAACUAUUUUGAGAGACACUGGCUACCAAAAAAUAACAGGGAAUUACACUUUUACUAGCGAGGUAUCUAUAUCUGGUGAUGUGACUGUGGAUGGUCUUGUAGAUGGUAUCAACAUUCCUACAGAUAUACUGGUAGCAAACUCAGCCACACCAGCUGUAUUAACCGGCCAUUGGGUUAUUAAUGAUGAUAUGAUUGUAAAAGACAUCACUGUACAAGGAAGCAUUGAUGGCAUCGCAGCUACAGGAGGGGGUACAGGCCUAGAAGUGCUUCUUACAAAUGGCGUUGAUCAAACUGUAGAGGGAGCUAUAAUAUUUUCCAAUGGUCUUAUUCUUGAUGGAUCCUCAACAGUGGAUGGUUUAGUGGAUGGGGUAGAUAUACCAUCUAUGGUAGCUGAGGCUGUCAAAGUAGAUGGUGAUCAAGUCAUAACAGGUGAGAAGACCUUUGCCUCUGAUGUGACUUUUCAGCAAGAUCUCUUAGUGGAUGGACUUGUGAAUGGAAUUAACAUAACAAUGUAUGAAUCUAAUGCAUUGAGACUAUUGGAGGAAGAUGGAGUCCUUGUAUUCAAUGGGAAUGUAACUCUUUUGGCUUCUCAAACCACGAUGGCCGGUCCCCUCAUCACUAAUGGACAACAUACAUUUGGGACAGAGAGAAACAUUGAGGCUUUUGUUAUCCAAGGCAGGACAGACUCCAUCAAUGGACUUAAGAUCUUCUCAUCAGAUGUGAGUUCAACUGAAGAUGUAGAAGCAUUGAUCGUCAAUAGCAUCAACAUGUCUUACUACCUCCGAGAAGUAAUAAGAACUAUUCCUGGAAAGCUUCUUCUUAUUGAGGGGAAUGUUACCUUCUGGAAUGAUGUCAUUAUGAAAGAUAACUUGGACAUUCAAUCACAAAUGAUUGACGGUGUGUUGAUUACUGACAUUGUAACAAUAUUCAAUUCAUCGUAUGUGAAACUGAAUACAACCUUUCUUAAUGCUGUGAUUGCUCAAGACGUCACCAUUGGCUCUAUAACACUCUCUGGAUUACUCAAUGGUGAUGAUGUACGAGCCAUCAAUGCAAAUACACUCAAGAUAAAUGCAGACGGAAUCCAGUAUGUGACAGGCACAAAGACGUUUCUAAAUGGAUUGACAGUGAUUGGGAAAAUCAUCGUUGUAAACUACACCAAUGGUUUUGACUUGUCAGUCGUUGCUGACGAUGCUGUUUAUACCAAUGUGAAUGAGACACUUAUUACUGGAGCCAAAGUUUUUACCGGGAUAGUGCAGAUACCAAAUCUAGAUGCACUUGAUCAUGUGGAUGGUGUUCAUAUACCAACAUUCAACAAACAGGUUAUUAAACAGUUUCUCACUCAAACAAUUGAGGGCAGUAUUCAUUUCACUCAGAGUCUUCACUUCCAGGAUGAUCUCACGGUUGCUAUGACAAUAAACGACCACAUUGUUGAUAAGGAGCUGAAUGGUGUAUUGCUAACAACAAAUAGUACUUACAAUGGCAAUUUGCAGUUUUCUGACAUUGUUUCCGGACCUAAUAUAACAAUUGAUGGAUUCAUAGAUGGUUUUAAGAUGGAAGAUUUUGUUCUGCGAGUUUCAGAUUUCCAAACCAUAACUGGUGAGAAAGUGUUCAUUGGAACUUUGACGGGUCAGGAGACAAUGAUCGCCCUCUUAUUAAAUGGAGUCUCCCUGGAUGAUCUGAAUGCAGUAGCUGCCAGACAUAAUGAAACAACCGUUUUGUUUGGCUACACAACAUUUACAAGUGGGAUAACCUUAGAGCAGAAUCUAACAGCUGAUAUUCUAGUGGAUACAGUGGAUGUACGAUACCUUGAAGCUAAUGCACUACUUACUAAGAAAGAUGGAGUUACUCAACAGACUGUGUAUGGAAAUGGAACUUUAGAUGAUAUAUAUGUCCUUGAUAAUGUAACUUACAAUGGUACCUUGGAUGGCAUUAAUCUGAAAGAGUUGGAGCAAACCUACAUGAGCUUAACGCUCCCACAAACAGUGACUGGAAAUAAAACCUUUGUAGAUACUCUUAGGAUAGCAUGCCAAGCUUCAUUAAUAACACAGACUAUCAUACUGGAUGGAGACUUAAAUGGUGUCGAUUUCGAAAUUUUUGCUCAAUCUGUUUGGAUUGAUGGAAGAGAGAAUCAGAUCUUAGGAAUCAAGACCUUUGCAGCCAAUACAACACUUGGUAACCUAGUGAUUGAUGGCGUCAUCAAUGGAUUAGAUCUCUCAGAUAAUGCAGUGGUAAACAACCAAGUCAACAUCAUCACAGGCAUUAAGAAUUUCACUGGUAGUCCCGUGAGCUUUAGCUCCAUCACUAUGACGAAUCUAAUGAAAGUUGAUGGAGUGGACUUAUCUGUAUUUCAAAGCAAUGCCGUCACAUUAACAGGGAACUAUAAUAUCCUGUUUCCUAUUGAAAUAUCCGGUAUCAUUCUGCAGAAUAACCUCAUCGCUGGAGGCAAAGUUGAUGGAAUAGUCGUCUCGGAAGACAAUUUAUUACUUGAGACAGGAACUCAAGAAGUGACUGGAGUGAAGCGGUUUAGCAUGGAUGUAAGCGUUGCUCCAAAUAUUCUAAUCAAUGGUCUGGUUAAUGGAGUGGAUCUCGUGGAGUUAUUGAAUAAUACACUACUGAAAAGCAUAGCUCAGACUAUUGAAGGAGAAUACACCUUUCAUGGUACACCUAUCAUGAGUGAUAUAACAACACUGGGUUAUGUGGAUAAUCUACGUAUUCCUGAGUUAUAUCGCUUUGUCUACACAUAUCCAUCAUUUACAGCUCUUAAUAUAAGCCUACUAGCAAGAUGUCAACUGUUGGAUCACAUGCAUUAUGCACAAGAAAAUGCUGCCGUAUUACUAUCUCAUCUGGAUGUUUUGCAAGCGAUUGAUACAGUUGGUUAUGGAUCGUGGCAUUCCUUCUAUUAUAACAAGACACAGUGGCUGGUACUCGGACAGAGAACCACCUUUCCUCCUGUUCAAUGUAUUCAAUCACACAUCUACCAGUGGGAUCAAGUUACUGAACAAUACCAAUAUUAUAUGUCCAUACAUCCCAAAUCGGCCACAGAUGUUGAUUCCUUCGUGAUAAAUGAUAGACUUUUCUUAGUCGUUGCUGCUAAGAAUAUUGAUGCAGGGGAUUGUAUCUUCCCCUCUCUGCAAGAAGGAGUUGACAUCGAUGGUAUAGUCACACUAAAUCGAUCUUCAAUACCGAGUGAUUUCCUUGGUUACAGUACAACCAGCGUCUUGAUCUGGCUACCAGAGAAUGAAACCUUCUACCUGUAUCAAGCUCUACCUUGUAUAUCACCAAUGGAUGUAGAGAUCUAUAUAGACCCACUGACUAAUCAAACCUGCAUAGCUAUCUCAAAUGAGUUACAUAUUGAUGAAAACUUUGACUUCCAUACAGUCUUACCAUCUUACAUCUUUUGUCUGGAGAGUUUAGAAACAGGCUUUUAUUUGAAGGACUACAUUAUAACUGUUGGAGCAAAUAAGAUGAAACAUUUCUUUGUAGAUGGCGUUCUGCAUUUGAGUGUUGCUAAUUAUUUGGAUGACAUCAGGCGUUCUUUCACUGCGUCUUCUUCUGUAUUCCAACAAGUCAGUAACGGAUCCUUCACUGAAGUUGUCACAAUGGAAUCCACAGCUGCUUGUGAUAUUCUGGCUGUAUCAAUAGAAGAUAAUCACUACAUCAUUAUUGCCAACUCAUUCACAGGAACACUCAACAAAGAGAAUUUUGAAGUGCCGGUCACAGUUUUCAAAUACUCCGAUACUAACACCAUUGAACAUCAGCAAGAUAUUGAUGCAUAUGGAGCCAUUGCACUGGAAUCCUUCAGCACAACAGAUCAACUGUUUAUCAUCAUUGUAGACCGUACAUCAACAACAGUCUAUCAAUAUAAGGGAAUUGAGCUAUUCGUUAAGAUACAAACACUCAAAAUUUAUGAUGUGAGUAGUGUGACUGUGUUUCCAUUUGGUGAUACUGGAGUCAUACAGGUUGCUAUUGUGGCUUAUGUUGAGGAAGAUUUAUUCUUUGAGGAGCAGAUAAUUCACGCUCUUCCAGCUCCAUCAAUGGUCCUUAAUUUGGUGAUUCUAGGUGAGAAGGUAGAUUCGCUUAGCUGUAGCGGUGAUACACCAGAUGAUUAUGUUGCGACUGGAAUAACAAACCAAGGGCCUCCUGAUGCAAGUCUUCGAUGCGCUGGAUUUCCUUACAACAUUACUGGUGCCAAUUGAUCGAGAGAAUUCUAAUGAUAUACUGGAGGGUAUUUCACAGUGUCAUAUUUAAAGAAUUGUACAAGGUUAUCAUAAAUGUAGUAAACUUUAUUUUUGGUAAUGUUGCUUAAAAAGGAAAAUAUAUCAUAGAUAAGAAAAAGAACUGGUUGCAGGGAUAUUUGUCAUUUAAGGAUAUGGGCACUUUUUGUAACACAAAACACAAUGUCCACAGAUUUACAUAAAACCGUUUGAAGGUAAUGAUAGUAGAAAGCU